Molecule: messenger RNA, 2583 nt
Organism: Nycticebus coucang (slow loris)
Lineage: Eukaryota; Metazoa; Chordata; Mammalia; Primates; Lorisidae
Gene: ADGRG3
Product: adhesion G protein-coupled receptor G3
Exons: 12
Coding region: 40-1701 (553 amino acids)
Biological process (GO): cell surface receptor signaling pathway; adenylate cyclase-activating G protein-coupled receptor signaling pathway
Cellular component (GO): membrane
Molecular function (GO): G protein-coupled receptor activity
Source: RefSeq, a predicted model, not a curated record
GCUGCAGGGCUCCAGGCCUGCACUAACAAGGCCCCAAGGAUGAUGACAUUCGGGGCCCUGGGGACCCUGCUCCUGCUGCUUCUGCCCUCAGCUCUCUUAGAUGAGAAGAAGACCACUGAAGCACCGAGAAACCCAUGUCUGAGGCCCAUCUAUGAGACCCAGUAUGAUGACCGCAACUUGGAGGACAAGGCAGAGUGCUUCGCCAAGUGUGGCCAGCCGGAGAGCAACCCCUGCAGCGUGGGAAACUUGCAGAGAUACUGGCUGAACUACGAGGUCCAUCUGGUGGAGAAGAGUUGGUCCGAGAAAGUGAACAUGACUUUCGUGAAGGCUUUGGUCCAGAACUUCAGCACUGAUACCCCAGAAGACCUAUUCUUCUCUCUGAAGCCCUCUCAGAUUCCGAGGCAGGUGAUAAAGGGCGAGGAUAACCCCCCCGACGGAGUCCGGCUUCCCAAGAGCCUUUUUGGAUCCCUACCAGGCAACAGGUCCCUGGUCCGGCUGGCCAUCACUAUUCUGGACAUCGGUCCUGGCAGUCUCUUCAAGGGUCCCCGGCUUAGCCUGGAGGAUGGUGGCAGUGUGUUGAAUAACCGCCUGGUGGGCCUGAGUGUGGGCCAGACACCUGUCACCAGUCUGGCUGAGCCUUUGGAGAUCACCUUCUCUCACCAGCGUCAGCCCACUAACAUGACUGUCACCUGUGUCUUUUGGGAUGUGACUAAAGGGCCAACCGGGGACUGGUCUUCCAAUGGCUGCUCCACGGAGGCCAGAGCUGAGGGGACUGUCUGCCGCUGUAAUCACCUGACCUUCUUCACCCUGCUGCUGAGGCCCACCUUGGAUCAGGCCACCGUGCUGGCUCUCACACGCAUCUCCCAGACAGGCUGUGGAGUCUCCAUGAUCUUCCUGGCCCUCACCAUUGCUCUCUACAUUGUCCUGAGGCUUUCCAGGCAGAGGUUCAAGUCAGAAGAUGCCCCUAAGAUCCAUGUGGCUCUGAGUGCCAGCUUGUUCCUCCUGAAUCUAGCCUUCUUGGUCAGUGUGGGGAGUGGCUCAAAGGGGUCUGAUGUAGCCUGCUGGGUCCGUGGUGCCUUCCUCCACUACUUCCUGCUCUGUGUAUUCACCUGGAUGGGGCUGGAAGCUUUCCACCUUUACCUGCUUGUCAUCAGAGUCUUCAACACCUACUAUGGACACUACUUCCUGAAGCUGAGCCUGGUGGGCUGGGGUCUGCCCACCCUGACGGUCAUCGGCACCGGCAGUGCCAACAGCUAUGGCCUCUACACCAUCCGUGACCAAGAGAACCGCACUUCACUGGAGCUGUGCUGGUUCCGUGGAGGAUCGGCUGUCCACACCCUCUACACCACUGUCCAUGGCUACUUCAUCGUCACUUUCCUCUUCAGCGCCGUGGUCCUGGCCCUGGUGGUCUGGAAGAUCUUCACCCUGUCAAGUGCCACAGCAGGCAAGGAGAAAGGGCAGCACUGGAAGGGGGUGCUCACGCUGCUGGGCCUCUCCAGCCUGGUGGGUGUGACAUGGGGACUGGCGGUCCUCACACCCCUGGGCCUGUCUACCACCUACAUCUUCACAUUUUUCAACUCCCUACAAGGUGUUUUCAUCUUCUGCUGGUUUGCCAUCCUCUACUUCCCAAGUCAGAGUGCUACAUCCUCUUCUUCUGGCACUGCCCGACUGGACCAGGCCCACUCUACAUCUCCUGAAUAAGAGGCCUCAGCCCUCCACUCUGGACUCAGCUCUGAUGCUCUGUGCGACCUUGGGUGGCUUCUGGCUUCCCGCCUCCUUCAGGCCCUUGAUUUCCUUCUCUGUACAAUGUGACUGGGGAGGGACAAGAUGGUGACCUGAUUGGAUCAUGUGGCCUCAGAGGUCUGAUCCAGAUCUGUCGUGAGUCCAAGCAUCCAGACACACAGGUUUGCAGGAGUCUGAAAUUCCUGUGGUUCUGAGACCACCCACCAGCAAAGAGCGACAUCGUCACCCCCACAUUCUCAGAGCAAAGCCCCCCAUUUCUGCUCUCACCCACCUUCUGGUCUUAGCAAGGGCUUGAGCCCAAAGAGGGGUGUCAUUGUUGGUGCAGCCCCAUGAAGGAUACCCCGGCCUCUCUCCUCCUUCUCCUUGUCACUGCCUCCCACAAUUGUGCCCUUGGGCUGCCUAUACCCUUCAAGGCAUUCAGGAGGCUGUGAGAAGCCUGCCCCUGGUUUCUGCCCAUCCCAUCAGAACCCAUCCUCACAGAAGAGACCCAUCAUUCAUGGUGCUGCCAGACCUACAGGUGUUUGGGGACACUGAAUUUCAGAGACCACACCACUUCUGCCCAACCUCGAGCACGGCCCUCCUGCCUACUCUGAUUGCCAUGUGGGUAGCCCAACCUCUGAUCUGCUGUCAUCAAGGAAGGAGAACAGAAAGAGUCCAGGACUCUGCACAUCUAGGGAUGUGGGGCUGAGGGACCAGGGUGGGAGUAAGGGCCCUUGGAGCAGAGGCAGGACAUUUUCACCACGGCCCGAGCUCCCAGGGCGAGGGCAGAGACCUGGAGGACCUCAUCCACCCUUCCAGCACAGGGCUGGCACAUAGCGAGCCCUGAAUAAAUACGUGUUG